UCCGCUCGGUUGCGCUCCAGGACCUCUGGGCGCUCGGCGCUCGCGGGAGGCGGAGGGUCCAGUCCUUACCCGGCGUUUGCCCUUUCGGCCCCGCCUGUUCCCUCACGGCCCGGGGCGGCCUCUCCGCGGAGCGCGCCCUCGUCCCGCCGCGGCAGCCGCCGCCGAGCCUGCGCGGCCGUGUGGGCGUCUAUCUCGGCUGCGCACGGGCGUCCGCUCCCCCACCGCCUCCCUUGCAGCGGCGCAGAUAAGGACGCGGCUGGGGGCUCGCGCGCGGCCGCCGGACCUCCCACUCGCCUCGCUCUUGGGGACCCGCGCGGACGCUGCGCCCCCGAGCCUUCUGUGGGGCCCAUCCGGGGCCGUUUGGGUUUGGAAGAUGACACAACACCCUGUUGCCUUUUUUCUCUGGCAGCCGACCAGUGAGUGAAAAGUAUGACAACAAGUUUAAUGUUUGUGUCUGCUUCCCCAAGGCCAAGAAAUUAUCUCCUUAGAAGGCAACAGUACUAUGCAUGUUAUGAAUUGUGUCUCCUUGGUCAGCGAUAAGAAAAUGGGACCGAUCACCAACGGCGCUGGCUUCAUGAUCGGGAAACAGCACCGCCGAGGCCCUCCUCCUCCUCCUCCUCCUCCCCCCCCUCCACCUCCAUCAUGUCCCUAUUCAGGGGAGGGCUUUCCUCCCUCUCCUCCCCCUCCCCCCCCACCUCCACUCCCCGGGGGGCCUCCACUCCCACCUCCCCCUCCAGGACUACCCCCAUCUUCUCACCUGAAUGGCUAUAGCCACCUUGGGAAGAAAAGGCGCAUGAGAAGCUUUUUUUGGAAGACCAUUCCAGAGGAGCAAGUACGUGGCAAAACCAACAUCUGGACUUUGGGCAGGCAGCAGCAUCACUACCAAAUUGACACAAAGACCAUCGAGGAGCUCUUUGGACAGCAAGAAGACACUACUACCAAGUCCUUCCCUUCUAGGAGAGGAGGAGCCUUAAAUUCAUCCUUCAGGGAGGCUAGGGAAGAGAUUACGGUCUUGGAUGCAAAACGGAGCAUGAACAUUGGGAUAUUUCUUAAGCAAUUUAAGAAGUCUCCUCAGUCCAUCGUAGAAGAUAUUCAUCAGGGAAGGAGUGAGCAUUAUGGAUCAGAGACCUUGCGAGAAUUUCUUAAGCUUUUGCCGGAGUCAGAGGAGAUAAAGAAAUUGAAAACAUUUAGUGGAGAUGUGUCCAAGCUGUCCCUGGCGGACUCCUUUCUGCACUACUUGAUUCAGGUGCCAAACUAUUCACUUCGGAUUGAAGCCAUGGUGCUAAAGAAAGAAUUUUUACCUUCGUGUUCUUCUCUGUACACAGACAUAACAAUUCUAAGAACCGCGACUAAAGAGCUGAUGCUGUGUGAGGAGCUACAUUCAAUAUUACACUUGGUGCUCCAGGCAGGGAACAUCAUGAAUGCAGGAGGGUAUGCUGGCAAUGCAGUAGGAUUUAAACUGUCUUCUUUGCUCAAAUUGGCAGACACAAAAGCAAACAAACCUGGGAUGAAUCUUCUGCACUUUGUUGCACAGGAAGCCCAAAAGAAAGAUGCCAUUCUUCUAAACUUUUCUGAAAAAUUGCACCAUGUUCAGGAGGCUGCUAGAUUAUCUCUGGAUAACACGGAAGCAGAACUGCACUCACUCUUCAUCAGGACGAGAUCUCUGAGGGAAAACAUUCAGCGGGAUGGUGAACUCUGUCAGCAGAUGAAAGAUUUCCUGCAGUUUGCUGUGGAAAAGCUGACAGAACUGGAGCGCUGGCAGCAGGAGCUCCAGGACGAGGCCCACACCCUUAUUGAUUUUUUCUGCGAAGACAAAGAAACCAUGAAACUGGACGAGUGCCUUCAGAUAUUUAGAGACUUUUGUGUCAAAUUCAACAAAGCGGUUCAGGACAACCAGGACCGGGCAGUGCAGGAGCUGAGGAGGCUGCAGCGGCUGAAGGAGCUGGAGCAGAAGCGUUGCUCCUGGGCGGCUGGGGAGCUUGGGGCGUUCUGCCGGAGCAGCAGUGAGAACGACGUGGAACAGCUGACUAAGAAGGGCGCGGAAGACCUGUCCCCCUUCCUGCAGCCCAGGCCCAUCAGCCCCUCCUACCGACCUCCCAACACACGCCGCUCCCGCCUUUCCCUAGGCACGUUUGCAGACCGGGAGCUGCUGACCUUCCUGGAGUGUUCCACCGACAGCCCCGAGGAGCCCAGCAAAUUCAACAGCUUGCCCCGGAGCAGCACCCGGCAGGCCCGGCCCACGAUGGCCUGGUUGGAGCCCAGAGACCGGAGAGUCCAGGACCCCAGCGGAGCACAGACACCACAGGCCUCAGAGGGCCAGCGGGGGGCCCCCGAGCCACCCUCAUCUUGGCAGAGCCAGCAGCUCCUGGUCCCCAGGCCUGAGGACCCCAAACCCCCUAUCCCCCGAGUUCGGCGCAGUGGGGUGGGCAUCCUCCGAAAGAGGAAUAGUGAGCCGGUGGGCCUCGGCCCGGCCCGGUCCCCUCCACUCUCCCCAUUGGCUCUGGGGAUUAAGGAGCACGAGCUGGUGACAGGGCUGGCUCAGUUCGACCUUCAGGGAUCCAAGAGCCCAGAGGAGGUGCCCCGAUUGACCCUGAAUGACCUCAGUCCCGUGGAGCUGGCGUCUCUGGGGGAUGGAAGCGUGCAGUCCCUUGGUGCCAGCCACGACGGCCUGAUGCCUGUGGACACCGGUAUCCCGGGUGGUCUCAGCCCAGCCUUGGAAGGGGACGGGACUGCCCCUGAGGAUCCUAGCAGCAAGCCUGUAGUAUCUGUGGGCAGCAGUGACCCUGACAGCAAAGACCCUGGGCCUCUGUUCUACAUCUCCGAUGCCACCGACUGCUCACUGACCCUGGACUGCUCGGAGCCGGGGGAGGUGCCCGGGGCGGAUGGCUCCUUGUCCUCUGGAGCUGGGGAGACGGGCAGCCAGGUCUCCUCUCACCCCACUUCCAGCCCCCUCGGGGAGGCUUUGGCUCCAGUCUCUGGGAAGAGCCAGCCCUCCUGCAAGGACAGCCUUCCCAAGGACAGACCCGCCAAAGGGAAGGAUGUGACAGCACCGAAGAGAAACUCCCUCAAAGAGGCGUCUCCGGGGACCUCGAAGCCUGCCAGUGUCCGUCGGAACCAGGGGUCCCAGGGGGCGGCGCCCAAGCCGGUGAGGACCUUGACCGCCUCUGAGAGUGAGAGCAUGCGCAAAGUCGUGCCCAUCUCCAGGUCGAGCCGCGGCUCGGUGGUCUGGAAGCGGCCCCCUCGGGAGACCCCCAGCAGCACAGACGCGCCGUGGUCCCGCCGGAGCUCCGUGCGGGGGACCUCAGACGUGUCGCCCAAGCGGUCCGCGGCGGGGGCGGAGGAACAGAGGCUGGCGAGGGUGAGCGGCGGCUCCGGCAGCGCUAGGUCGGGGAAGGACCCCCCCCUGCAGCAGAAGGGCUCUCUCAAGAAGCCCAGCGCCAAGCCCCUCAGGAACGUCCCCAGGCAGAAGCCCGACGAAAACAAGACCUGCCGCUCCAACUCCCAGGAAGAUAUCCCCGAAGAGGAGCCCAAGGCCCCGCCGGCCCCCAGUGUCCCCCGCACCCCGCCCCCUGUGCCGAGCUUUGCUCGAAACACAAUUGCCUCCUCCUGUCGGUUCAUGAGAGCGGAUUCCUCUCCUGUGGCCAAAGCCCCCGGCAUCACUCGGACGGUUUCCCAGCGUCAGCUGAGGCCCAAGGGUGGCCCUGAGGAUGCUGCCCCCAAGGACAGCAGCACCCUGCGGCGGGCCAGUAGCGCCCGGACCCCUAAAAAGUGUCCAGAGUCUGCUGGGGCUCCCAGUGUCAACACAGAGGCCCCUGGGAAGGGCCGGGGGGCUGGGGAAAGGGCCUCCCUCAGACUGAGAAACUCCGAUCCGACCACGCUAGGGAAAAUGCUCGAUCCCUUACGGAAGUGAAGUCUGAUCGUGAGGACUGACUCCUGGGAAGGGACGGCACCGCAUGUCCUUGUUCCACAUAAAGUGAUCCACGCGUGCCGCCGGCUAACGCUCAUGUCACCAGAGGUGAGGUCCGGGAAGCCUGUGGACCGCCACCGGCUGCGCUGACGUCUACUGUAAAGUCCCAAGUCUGGGCGGCUGCCCGCUACUCUUCACGGCUGGCAUCUCCCUCCCACACCCUGGAGGAACCCCCUCCCCUCCAUGAAGAUGUGUAAGCUGGCAGUCUUCCCUACAGAGUUUAAAAAAAAAAAAAAAACUGGCCAGUUUUUAUAUGUCAAGCUUAUUUUUAAAUAUUAUAAAAAUGAAGUUUUAGUUCCUUUUGCAGAACGAAAGGCCUCCUAGGAAAAAGAGACAAAAACCCUGAACAAGAAGACAUUUUUAUUGUGUUUCCUGGUCUCAGGGUGCCUUCCACCUGCCCACACCCUGUCCAUUGCUGGCAGCCGGACUUCUCUGCAAGCCCUGGGUGUUCUGUGAUUGGCACCGUCUCCCUGAAGGCACUCUGCCUUGCUCACCUCUCCGUGUGUGACUCUGGGUGAGGGUUUGCGUGCGAGCAGGAGGGGAAGUGAGACUGGUGGAUAGAAAUCGGAUGCUGUCCUGUGUUCAGGGCGGGCACCAGGGCAGUGCCUUUCCUGCAGACGAACAGCAGCCCCUGGCAGAAGCGGGAUCUCCCCGAACUUAGAAGGGCCAUAUCUUAAUGGAGAGGCAUCAGGGGCACUUCAGCUGAGCACACCUUUCCCUUCUGUGUUUUCCCAUUUGUGUCUCUGUUCUGAAACUGAGUGAAGGCUGCUAGGACUUGGGUUCGCUCUAGUUACAGGGAAGAAUAAACCCUUCUGUGUCCCAGUCUUGUCCCUCCCUCCUCUCUCUGCCCGCAGCCAACCCUUCCUUCCCUUGCUAACCCGACGUGGAGCCUGGACAGGCUGUGUAUCUAUGUCACUGAUGAUACUUUCUAACGCUGACAUGUCUCCUUCCGUAAAGUGGUUUUUAAAUCUCGAGAAAAACCAAAUCGCAGACCAAAACAAAACAGUCCCCCCCUUUCCGAUUUUAUAGAAUCAGGAAAAUCUUGAAAAAAAAAAAAAAGGCUUUAUUCAAAAGAAGAAAAUAUGUACUGUUUCUACUCACUGCUCAUUUCACAGAUUCCUUUUGAGACUAAUUAGGGAAUGAGGGGAUUCUUGAAACUUUCUUGUUAUUUAAAGUUGCUUCCUGCCUUUUUUCACUUUUGGUCACUUAUUGAAACUUCAGUGAAACGUUAUUUUAGACCCAACAGUGGUAGAUGGAUUUUAGGGAAUACACGUGCUUGAUGUUACAAUCUUCCUGCUGUACAAUGUUGCCUUCCAUCCAAAUAAAUGGAAACUCUGAGCUUCCAUACAUCUGCUAUAUUGAAAUGGCAAACUUCAUGGCUAAAAAGUAAGGCAUUUGGCCACAAAACUUCUUAUAAAAAUGGCCUUAGGUAGCUAUUUCCUGGGCCCCACAAAGAUGGUUAUGGGAAUCCUGCACUGUUUUUUACCAUCUCAAAAAGCCCAAGAAAUCAUGUAUUUAACCAUGCAGAUAACAAUGUCCAAAACAUAAGGCCCGUGGGUGGGUGGAAAUGGAUGAAAGAGAUCAAAAGUUGGUGGGUAGUGGGGCACCUGGGUGGCUCAGUUGGUUAAGCAACAGACUC
This is a messenger RNA of Mustela erminea (ermine), 5606 nucleotides long. It is a transcript of the gene FHDC1, whose product is annotated as FH2 domain containing 1. Gene Ontology annotation, biological process: actin filament polymerization. Gene Ontology annotation, cellular component: actin filament; cytoplasm. The record is from RefSeq and is a predicted model, not a curated record. NCBI's taxonomy places the organism in Eukaryota, Metazoa, Chordata, Mammalia, Carnivora, Mustelidae. Gene Ontology annotation, molecular function: actin binding; microtubule binding.